AUGGACUACUACAACGGAAGCUUUUAUGGCAAUGAUAAGAUUGAAUCGGAACCUUCUCAGAUUGAAUUGUUGAGUGGGUUGAUAGAGGAAAGUGAAACGGUGGAGAAAAAGUCAAAUCCAGAAAUUGAAAGAAGUAAGAGAGAGGAAGAAGAUUAUUGGAGAAAGAGACGAUUGGAGGAGGAACGUGUUUUGAGUAGAAUUGAUAAGGGAGAGGAUGAGGAUAAUGAUGUCGACUAUGCAAGUGUUUCAGGCCAUUGUAUAAUUGAGGAAGUUGAUAAACUGAAAGGAACAAAGGCAGCAAAGUUAGAUCCUAAUAUUUGGACUGCAGAAGAUUUGGAAUUUUUGGAUGAUAAUCAGGGAGAUAACAGAGAAACACCAGAUUAUGAUGUUGUUUAUCAGCAACAGGUUUCUUCGAGUGAUGUUUACUUGGGAAUGGACCCAGAAAAAGAUCCAUCAACAAUGAGUAGUGAUGCUAUUGCUUACUCAAUCAAGUUGCCAAAGACUGAGAAGAUGUCUGAGAUAGAAUUAAACAUUUCUUCAAGAUCAUUUUCAAUCAAAUCAGAGCAUUAUAUUCUUGGAGUUUCAUUUCCUCAACCAGUACUGGAUAAUGAAGCAAAGGCAAAAUGGAAUUCAAAAACAAAAUGCCUUUCUCUAUCAGUACCUUUUGUAAAAUAA
Molecule: messenger RNA, 675 nt
Organism: Naegleria gruberi
Lineage: Eukaryota; Heterolobosea; Eutetramitea; Acrasida; Naegleriidae
Exons: 3
Coding region: 1-675 (224 amino acids)
Biological process (GO): axonemal dynein complex assembly
Cellular component (GO): cytoplasm
Molecular function (GO): protein-folding chaperone binding; dynein intermediate chain binding
Source: RefSeq, a predicted model, not a curated record